AUGCUGCUCCUCACCCUCUCCUGUUUAGCCUCCCUGACCAGCGGUGUCCAGGCAGGCUGUGGCCUCCGACCAUCCUACGAGUCCUUCCAGAGCACUGGCAAGAGGAUUGGGACAGGGACAGACGUCACACCCGGGGAAUUCCCAUGGCACGUGAGCAUCCAGAGCCAUGGGAAGCACAUCUGUGGAGGCACCAUCAUCAGUGCACUGUGGAUUUUAACUGCAGCCCACUGCUUUGCAGAUGAGCUGCCACCAGAUCUGACGGUGGUGGUGGGGGGAGUUAACCUCAGCCUCCCUCUGGAAGAGUGCAACCCAGACAGCCUCAUCCUGCACGAGGAGUUCAACAGGACCAGCCUGCAAAAUGACAUUGCCCUGAUCCUGCUCAGCACUCCCAUCGAGUUCAGCACAGAGAAGAUUCCCAUCUGCCUGCCCUUCGUGUGUGACAGGGACAUGUGGCAGCACUGCUGGGCUGCUGGCUGGGAGAGCACGAGUUCCACUCCCCACCUUCCUGCAUCCCCUGUGCUGCAGAAAACAAGGAUGAAGCUGAUCAGCAGGGAGAAAUGCCUGAAGCACGUCCCACACCUCGUGGGGGGCAUGAUGUGUGCUGAGACAGAGCAAGGAGAAGGAGAAGGAGGAGGAGGAGGAGGAGGCUGCCAGGUGGACAGCGGGGGACCUCUGGUCUGCAGCUACUGGGACACCAUGAAGUGGUUCCAGGUCGGCAUCAUCAGUGGAGGAAACCCAAAGCACAGGAUUUUAACCCCUGUUUUCAACUACCAGGACUGGAUUGAGAAGGAAACAGCCAUAAGGGGAAAGCCUUUCUUCACUGAGGGUGUGGACAGUGGAACACAUCUCAGGGUUGCUCGUUCGAGGGCUGGAAGACAGGUGGUGUUUUGGGGGUGUUGUCUCCUUUUAUUCAUCUUUUUAAUAGCAAUUAAAUUACUCUGA
Molecule: messenger RNA, 942 nt
Organism: Haemorhous mexicanus (house finch)
Lineage: Eukaryota; Metazoa; Chordata; Aves; Passeriformes; Fringillidae
Product: serine protease 55-like
Exons: 6
Coding region: 1-942 (313 amino acids)
Biological process (GO): proteolysis
Molecular function (GO): serine-type endopeptidase activity
Source: RefSeq, a predicted model, not a curated record